Onychostruthus taczanowskii (white-rumped snowfinch) is the source of this 887-nucleotide messenger RNA. RefSeq names its product sarcoplasmic/endoplasmic reticulum calcium ATPase 1-like. Gene Ontology annotation, molecular function: P-type calcium transporter activity. The transcript is spliced from 7 exons. The coding region runs from base 87 to 818 and encodes 243 amino acids. Lineage: Eukaryota; Metazoa; Chordata; Aves; Passeriformes; Passeridae. Gene Ontology annotation, biological process: calcium ion transmembrane transport; intracellular calcium ion homeostasis. The record is from RefSeq and is a predicted model, not a curated record.
CUCCCACCUCCUUCUGGCCGCGCCCCCAGACCGGCGACGGCGUCAACGACGCGCCGGCGCUGAAGAAGGCCGAGAUCGGCAUCGCCAUGGGCUCGGGCACGGCCGUGGCCAAGACGGCCUCGGAGAUGGUCCUGGCCGACGACAACUUCUCCACCAUCGUGGCGGCCGUGGAGGAGGGCAGGGCCAUCUACAACAACAUGAAGCAGUUCAUCCGCUACCUCAUCUCCUCCAACGUGGGCGAGGUCGUCUGGUGUCCAUCCCAACCCCAAAAAAUCCACCUGGAGACCCCCGGGGUGGCCCCUUGGAGACCCCCAGGUUGUCCCCAGGUUGUCCCCAACCCCCGUUUGUCCCCCCCAGGCUACGUCGGGGCCGCCACGGUGGGAGCGGCCGCCUGGUGGUUCCUCUUCGCCGAGGAUGGACCCAACGUCACCUACCACCAGCUGACCCACUUCAUGCAGUGCUCGGAGCACAACGUGGAGUUCGAGGGGCUGGACUGCGACAUCUUCGAGUCGCCGGUGCCGAUGACGAUGGCGCUGUCGGUGCUGGUGACCAUCGAGAUGUGCAACGCCCUCAACAGCCUGUCCGAGAACCAGUCGCUGGCCCGGAUGCCGCCGUGGGUGAACAUCUGGCUGAUGGGCUCCAUCUGCCUCUCCAUGUCCCUGCACUUCGUCAUCCUCUACAUCGACCCCCUGCCCAUGAUCUUCAAGCUGACGCCGCUGUCGCUGACCCAUUGGCUGAUGGUCAUCAAGAUCUCCUUCCCGGUCAUCCUGCUGGACGAGGCCCUCAAGUUCAUCGCCAGGAACUACCUGGAGGCGUGACCCGGCCGGGCCCGGCACCGCCCCAGGUACCAGGGACAGCGCGGUGUCACCGUCAUCAUCGUCAUUGUC